This is a messenger RNA of Copidosoma floridanum, 6331 nucleotides long. Its product is annotated as polyubiquitin-A. Gene Ontology annotation, molecular function: protein binding. Lineage: Eukaryota; Metazoa; Arthropoda; Insecta; Hymenoptera; Encyrtidae. The record is from RefSeq and is a predicted model, not a curated record.
UAUAUUCUCCGUUGGUUGUUCAGCGAGUCAAGUCGAGAGUUGCUUUCCUGCGCUUAAUUUAUAACGAAUUUCCAGUUUGUUCAUUAUUACAUUUAUAUAGUCAAAAAAAUAGUUUCAAGGAGCAUCACAUUUCUGCUUCAUCAUGCAGAUCUUCGUUAAAACUUUAACUGGCAAGACCAUUACUUUAGAGGUCGAGGCAUCUGAUACCAUUGAGAAUGUCAAGGCCAAGAUUCAAGACAAAGAAGGCAUCCCCCCAGACCAGCAGCGUCUCAUCUUUGCUGGCAAGCAGUUAGAAGACGGAAGGACACUUUCUGACUACAACAUUCAGAAGGAAUCCACCCUUCACUUGGUUCUUCGUCUUCGUGGAGGAAUGCAAAUUUUCGUCAAGACCUUGACUGGCAAGACCAUCACAUUGGAAGUCGAAGCUUCCGAUACCAUCGAAAAUGUCAAGGCCAAGAUUCAAGACAAAGAAGGCAUUCCCCCAGACCAGCAGCGUCUCAUCUUUGCUGGUAAACAGCUCGAGGAUGGAAGGACUUUGUCAGAUUACAACAUACAAAAGGAGAGUACCCUUCAUCUGGUUCUGCGUCUGCGUGGUGGCAUGCAGAUUUUUGUCAAGACCUUGACUGGCAAGACCAUCACAUUGGAAGUCGAAGCUUCCGAUACCAUCGAAAAUGUCAAGGCCAAGAUUCAAGACAAAGAAGGCAUUCCCCCAGACCAGCAGCGUCUCAUCUUUGCUGGUAAACAGCUCGAGGAUGGGAGAACUUUGUCAGAUUACAACAUCCAGAAGGAGUCCACCCUUCAUCUGGUUCUCCGUCUGCGUGGUGGUAUGCAGAUUUUUGUCAAGACCUUGACUGGAAAGACAAUUACCUUAGAGGUUGAAGCAUCAGAUACAAUUGAAAACGUAAAAGCAAAAAUUCAAGACAAAGAGGGCAUUCCUCCAGACCAGCAACGUCUCAUUUUCGCAGGAAAGCAACUGGAAGACGGAAGAACCCUUUCAGAUUAUAAUAUUCAGAAAGAAUCAACACUCCACCUGGUUCUCCGUCUUCGUGGAGGAAUGCAAAUUUUCGUCAAGACCUUGACUGGCAAGACCAUCACAUUGGAAGUCGAAGCUUCCGAUACCAUCGAAAAUGUCAAGGCCAAGAUUCAAGACAAAGAAGGCAUUCCCCCAGACCAGCAGCGUCUCAUCUUUGCUGGUAAACAGCUCGAAGAUGGGAGAACUUUGUCAGAUUACAACAUCCAGAAGGAGUCCACCCUUCAUCUGGUUCUCCGUCUGCGUGGUGGUAUGCAGAUUUUUGUCAAGACCUUGACUGGAAAGACAAUUACCUUAGAGGUUGAAGCAUCAGAUACAAUUGAAAACGUAAAAGCAAAAAUUCAAGACAAAGAGGGCAUUCCUCCAGACCAGCAACGUCUCAUUUUCGCAGGAAAGCAACUGGAAGACGGAAGAACCCUUUCAGAUUAUAAUAUUCAGAAAGAAUCAACACUCCACCUGGUUCUCCGUCUUCGUGGAGGAAUGCAAAUUUUCGUCAAGACUUUGACUGGCAAGACCAUAACAUUAGAAGUCGAAGCUUCCGAUACCAUCGAAAAUGUCAAGGCCAAGAUUCAAGACAAAGAAGGCAUUCCCCCAGACCAGCAGCGUCUCAUCUUUGCUGGUAAACAGCUCGAAGAUGGAAGGACUUUGUCAGAUUACAACAUCCAGAAGGAGAGUACCCUUCAUCUGGUUCUCCGUCUGCGUGGUGGUAUGCAGAUUUUUGUCAAGACCUUGACUGGAAAGACAAUUACCUUAGAGGUUGAAGCAUCAGAUACAAUUGAAAACGUAAAAGCAAAAAUUCAAGACAAAGAGGGCAUUCCUCCAGACCAGCAACGUCUCAUUUUCGCAGGAAAGCAACUGGAAGACGGAAGAACCCUUUCAGAUUAUAAUAUUCAGAAAGAAUCAACACUCCACCUGGUUCUCCGUCUUCGUGGAGGAAUGCAAAUUUUCGUCAAGACUUUGACUGGCAAGACCAUAACAUUAGAAGUCGAAGCUUCCGAUACCAUCGAAAAUGUCAAGGCCAAGAUUCAAGACAAAGAAGGCAUUCCCCCAGACCAGCAGCGUCUCAUCUUUGCUGGUAAACAGCUCGAAGAUGGAAGGACUUUGUCAGAUUACAACAUCCAGAAGGAGAGUACCCUUCAUCUGGUUCUCCGUCUGCGUGGUGGUAUGCAGAUUUUUGUCAAGACCUUGACUGGAAAGACAAUUACCUUAGAGGUUGAAGCAUCAGAUACAAUUGAAAACGUAAAAGCAAAAAUUCAAGACAAAGAGGGCAUUCCUCCAGACCAGCAACGUCUCAUUUUCGCAGGAAAGCAACUGGAAGACGGAAGAACCCUUUCAGAUUAUAAUAUUCAGAAAGAAUCAACACUCCACCUGGUUCUCCGUCUUCGUGGAGGAAUGCAAAUUUUCGUCAAGACUUUGACUGGCAAGACCAUAACAUUAGAAGUCGAAGCUUCCGAUACCAUCGAAAAUGUCAAGGCCAAGAUUCAAGACAAAGAAGGCAUUCCCCCAGACCAGCAGCGUCUCAUCUUUGCUGGUAAACAGCUCGAAGAUGGAAGGACUUUGUCAGAUUACAACAUCCAGAAGGAGAGUACCCUUCAUCUGGUUCUCCGUCUGCGUGGUGGUAUGCAGAUUUUUGUCAAGACCUUGACUGGAAAGACAAUUACCUUAGAGGUUGAAGCAUCAGAUACAAUUGAAAACGUAAAAGCAAAAAUUCAAGACAAAGAGGGCAUUCCUCCAGACCAGCAACGUCUCAUUUUCGCAGGAAAGCAACUGGAAGACGGAAGAACCCUUUCAGAUUAUAAUAUUCAGAAAGAAUCAACACUCCACCUGGUUCUCCGUCUUCGUGGAGGAAUGCAAAUUUUCGUCAAGACUUUGACUGGCAAGACCAUAACAUUAGAAGUCGAAGCUUCCGAUACCAUCGAAAAUGUCAAGGCCAAGAUUCAAGACAAAGAAGGCAUUCCCCCAGACCAGCAGCGUCUCAUCUUUGCUGGUAAACAGCUCGAAGAUGGAAGGACUUUGUCAGAUUACAACAUCCAGAAGGAGAGUACCCUUCAUCUGGUUCUCCGUCUGCGUGGUGGUAUGCAGAUUUUUGUCAAGACCUUGACUGGAAAGACAAUUACCUUAGAGGUUGAAGCAUCAGAUACAAUUGAAAACGUAAAAGCAAAAAUUCAAGACAAAGAGGGCAUUCCUCCAGACCAGCAACGUCUCAUUUUCGCAGGAAAGCAACUGGAAGACGGAAGAACCCUUUCAGAUUAUAAUAUUCAGAAAGAAUCAACACUCCACCUGGUUCUCCGUCUUCGUGGAGGAAUGCAAAUUUUCGUCAAGACUUUGACUGGCAAGACCAUAACAUUAGAAGUCGAAGCUUCCGAUACCAUCGAAAAUGUCAAGGCCAAGAUUCAAGACAAAGAAGGCAUUCCCCCAGACCAGCAGCGUCUCAUCUUUGCUGGUAAACAGCUCGAAGAUGGAAGGACUUUGUCAGAUUACAACAUCCAGAAGGAGAGUACCCUUCAUCUGGUUCUCCGUCUGCGUGGUGGUAUGCAGAUUUUUGUCAAGACCUUGACUGGAAAGACAAUUACCUUAGAGGUUGAAGCAUCAGAUACAAUUGAAAACGUAAAAGCAAAAAUUCAAGACAAAGAGGGCAUUCCUCCAGACCAGCAACGUCUCAUUUUCGCAGGAAAGCAACUGGAAGACGGAAGAACCCUUUCAGAUUAUAAUAUUCAGAAAGAAUCAACACUCCACCUGGUUCUCCGUCUUCGUGGAGGAAUGCAAAUUUUCGUCAAGACUUUGACUGGCAAGACCAUAACAUUAGAAGUCGAAGCUUCCGAUACCAUCGAAAAUGUCAAGGCCAAGAUUCAAGACAAAGAAGGCAUUCCCCCAGACCAGCAGCGUCUCAUCUUUGCUGGUAAACAGCUCGAAGAUGGAAGGACUUUGUCAGAUUACAACAUCCAGAAGGAGAGUACCCUUCAUCUGGUUCUCCGUCUGCGUGGUGGUAUGCAGAUUUUUGUCAAGACCUUGACUGGAAAGACAAUUACCUUAGAGGUUGAAGCAUCAGAUACAAUUGAAAACGUAAAAGCAAAAAUUCAAGACAAAGAGGGCAUUCCUCCAGACCAGCAACGUCUCAUUUUCGCAGGAAAGCAACUGGAAGACGGAAGAACCCUUUCAGAUUAUAAUAUUCAGAAAGAAUCAACACUCCACCUGGUUCUCCGUCUUCGUGGAGGAAUGCAAAUUUUCGUCAAGACUUUGACUGGCAAGACCAUAACAUUAGAAGUCGAAGCUUCCGAUACCAUCGAAAAUGUCAAGGCCAAGAUUCAAGACAAAGAAGGCAUUCCCCCAGACCAGCAGCGUCUCAUCUUUGCUGGUAAACAGCUCGAAGAUGGAAGGACUUUGUCAGAUUACAACAUCCAGAAGGAGAGUACCCUUCAUCUGGUUCUCCGUCUGCGUGGUGGUAUGCAGAUUUUUGUCAAGACCUUGACUGGAAAGACAAUUACCUUAGAGGUUGAAGCAUCAGAUACAAUUGAAAACGUAAAAGCAAAAAUUCAAGACAAAGAGGGCAUUCCUCCAGACCAGCAACGUCUCAUUUUCGCAGGAAAGCAACUGGAAGACGGAAGAACCCUUUCAGAUUAUAAUAUUCAGAAAGAAUCAACACUCCACCUGGUUCUCCGUCUUCGUGGAGGAAUGCAAAUUUUCGUCAAGACUUUGACUGGCAAGACCAUAACAUUAGAAGUCGAAGCUUCCGAUACCAUCGAAAAUGUCAAGGCCAAGAUUCAAGACAAAGAAGGCAUUCCCCCAGACCAGCAGCGUCUCAUCUUUGCUGGUAAACAGCUCGAAGAUGGAAGGACUUUGUCAGAUUACAACAUCCAGAAGGAGAGUACCCUUCAUCUGGUUCUCCGUCUGCGUGGUGGUAUGCAGAUUUUUGUCAAGACCUUGACUGGAAAGACAAUUACCUUAGAGGUUGAAGCAUCAGAUACAAUUGAAAACGUAAAAGCAAAAAUUCAAGACAAAGAGGGCAUUCCUCCAGACCAGCAACGUCUCAUUUUCGCAGGAAAGCAACUGGAAGACGGAAGAACCCUUUCAGAUUAUAAUAUUCAGAAAGAAUCAACACUCCACCUGGUUCUCCGUCUUCGUGGAGGAAUGCAAAUUUUCGUCAAGACUUUGACUGGCAAGACCAUAACAUUAGAAGUCGAAGCUUCCGAUACCAUCGAAAAUGUCAAGGCCAAGAUUCAAGACAAAGAAGGCAUUCCCCCAGACCAGCAGCGUCUCAUCUUUGCUGGUAAACAGCUCGAAGAUGGAAGGACUUUGUCAGAUUACAACAUCCAGAAGGAGAGUACCCUUCAUCUGGUUCUCCGUCUGCGUGGUGGUAUGCAGAUUUUUGUCAAGACCUUGACUGGAAAGACAAUUACCUUAGAGGUUGAAGCAUCAGAUACAAUUGAAAACGUAAAAGCAAAAAUUCAAGACAAAGAGGGCAUUCCUCCAGACCAGCAGCGUCUCAUCUUUGCUGGCAAGCAGUUAGAAGAUGGAAGGACGCUUUCUGAUUACAACAUUCAGAAGGAAUCAACACUCCACCUGGUUCUGCGUCUUCGUGGAGGAAUGCAGAUUUUUGUCAAGACCUUGACUGGAAAGACUAUCACCCUAGAGGUCGAGGCAUCCGACACUAUUGAGAACGUCAAAGCUAAAAUCCAGGAUAAAGAGGGUAUCCCUCCGGACCAGCAGCGUUUGAUUUUCGCUGGUAAACAGCUCGAGGACGGCAGAACUCUUUCUGACUACAACAUUCAGAAGGAAUCUACUCUUCAUCUGGUUCUGCGUCUGCGUGGUGGAAUGCAAAUUUUUGUUAAAACAUUGACUGGUAAAACCAUUACCUUGGAGGUCGAAGCUUCAGAUACCAUCGAGAAUGUCAAGGCUAAAAUCCAAGAUAAGGAAGGUAUUCCCCCUGACCAGCAGCGUCUCAUCUUUGCUGGAAAACAACUCGAAGAUGGUAGAACCUUGUCAGACUACAAUAUCCAGAAAGAAUCCACACUACAUCUUGUUCUUCGUCUUCGUGGAGGCAACUUAUAAGUUAACUUAUUUCAUAUCACCAGUAGCAAGUCGAUAGUACUGAUAGCUUUAAGAUUAUUUGUUUUAUUUUGAUUAAUACUGGUGUUUCAUUAGACUGAUUUGCAAUUAAAGCAUUGAAUAUUUUAUUAAAGUUUGAUAUCAAUUUUUUCAGUUUUUAUUAAUCUUGGCAUAACAAAAUUAAUUUUAAUAACACACUAUAGCCUUUGUUCAUUGGUAAAUUAAUUGAUUAAAUAAAAUUAUUAUAAUAAUUUA